Molecule: messenger RNA, 513 nt
Organism: Camarhynchus parvulus
Lineage: Eukaryota; Metazoa; Chordata; Aves; Passeriformes; Thraupidae
Gene: TMEM52
Product: transmembrane protein 52
Exons: 3
Coding region: 1-513 (170 amino acids)
Source: RefSeq, a predicted model, not a curated record
AUGUCUGAUUGGACAAAUCUGUGGUAUGUCUGGCUGAUCUUGCUGCUGGUGUUCCUGCUCCUGCUCUGUGGCGUCUCAGCGAGCUGUGUCAAGUUCUGCUGCAGGAAGAAAAGGCUCCCAGUGGAGCCCUUCCCUCGGCACCCCUGUGACCUGGCCGUGAUUGGCAUUGACAGUGACAGCACUGCCCACAGCACAGUGACCUCAUACAGCUCAUGGCAGUACCCUCCAAGUGUCCAGAUUCCCUUGGUAUUUGUGGAUAUGGAUAAGAACACUGUGUCUCCUCCAGCCUACAGCCUCUAUGCCAUGGACCUGCCACCUUCCUAUGAUGAAGCUGUUCAAAUGGGAAAGCAAGUGGCACGGACAAACCAGAAACUUGAUGACAUCCCUGAACAGGUGACACCACGUGGGCUGAAUCCCAGCCAGUCCCCACCUGACACAAUCAACAGAGAUCCAGCAACACAGGCAAAUUCAGAAGAUUCAGAAGAUGCCACGAAAGAACAGCCACAGGUCUGA